AUUCGGUGUCGGGGCGUGGUGGAGGGCAGACGUGUCUCCAGGAGCUCCCGGUUUUGGCAGACAACGCUCCACUAUCCACCACAAUUACUCAACCACGAUCGUUCCAGGUUAUAAAUCCUUAGAUAACAAAUCCAGAAUUACCUUCUAUUAAUCCCUUAUAUGCGAAGCGGAAGGUUGAACACCUCGCGGAAAUGCCGGUUGGGCGAUCUCCGCCCUUGCAGCGACGCGCGGGAAUUUUCACGGAAGGUGCGUCAGAUACGCCUCAAGACCAACAGCAUGAAUCUGCCAUUGGAAAUAAAGCGGGAUUAUGUCAUGCUUCUGCGCCCAGUGGCGUUGCGGCAAAAGUAAGUGCAAGUGAGAAAGAAGUUGCUAGAGGACAUGAUGAAGACGUAGAUGCGGUAGAUGCGGUGUCUCAGUUUAAUACCGCUCCGGAUAUUGUGAUUUCUGAGGAGAUCAUCAAGUCUGCAACUGAAUGGAUCUGCAGUUUGGGGCUCUACUUCUGCUGUUAACAUGUGCCGCCGGCUACUCUCCGGGCGACCCGCCGAAGCCGAUGCCGGACCGCUACAUCACCUCCGGCAUCCUGCACCUGCCGUACGCCGAGCUGCACGAGCCCUUCUCGGCCUGGGUGGACCUGAAGGCCGACAAUAGCCGACUCGACUACUACAACGGCGUCAUGAAGACCUAUCAGAUGGGCGGCAAGGACGGGGGUAGCUCGUUCAAAAUCAUGCCUGUCACCGUUGAUGGCAAGGUCUAUAACAAGAUGAUGUGCUUCAAGACCCCCGGCAGUGCCGAGGCGCCCAUGCACGCGCAGCCGAUGGUGCCCAACGUGGCCAACUUCAGCUUCGUCCGGCGCGAGAAGUUCUCCGGCCGUAUGUGCGACAAGUUCACAAUGGAGGAGGAUGUGGGCCAGAAGCACAACCUCUACACCCUGUGGACGACCACCGAGGGCGGCUACCACCCGGUACUGUACGAGAUGAAGGGCUACGACAGCCUGCUGGGCUCCCACUUUGACCAUUACAUCGUGCAGUACACCACGUUCGUGGCGGCCACGCCGUCCAAGGCCGACAUCAGCCCGCCCGACCCGACCAAGUGCAGCGGCUGGAACCCGGGCGCCGGCGAACACAACUACCUGAUGAACCCGAUGCGCGAGUUCAUCCACAACGACGACUCGCACGUGGAGGAGAGUUUCGCGGCGUUCAAAGCGCGCCACGGCCGCCAGUAUGAGGACGACAAGGAGCACACGCAGAGAAAGAACCACUUCCGGCACAACAUGAGAUACAUCCACUCGAAGAACCGCUCCGGGCAGAAGUUCCGGCUGGCGGCCAACCAUUUCACCGACCGGUCCGAUUCCGAGAUGCACCAGAUGAGAGGCUACCGCUACAACAGUGGACACCGCGGCAGCCUCAAGUUUCCGUACCGGGACACUAGGAUCCCCGACAACGUCACAGACUGGGACUGGAGGCUGCGAGGUGCAGUCACUCCUGUCAAAGACCAGAGCGUGUGCGGCUCGUGCUGGAGUUUCGGUACCACGGGCGCCGUUGAGAGCGGGUACUUCCUGCACUCGAGCCGGCUGGUGCGGCUCUCACAGCAGGCGCUAAUCGACUGCAGCUGGGGACAGGGCAACAACGGCUGUGACGGCGGCGAGGACACCAACUCGUACAAGUGGAUUCUGAAGCACGGCCUGCCUACCGAGGACAGCUACGGACCGUACCUGGGCUCGGACGCCUUCUGCCACGUCAACGAGUCGCAGGCUGGAGCGGUUCGUAUCAAGGGCCACACUGACGUACCGUCGGGUAGCGUGCAUGCGGCCAAGUACGCGCUGUGGAAGCACGGCCCGCUGUCGGUGGCCAUCGACGCAGCGCACCGCUCCUUCGUGUUCUACGCCAACGGGGUCUACUACGAGCCCGAGUGUGGCAACAGCGUCAACAACCUGGAUCACGCGGUGCUGGCGGUCGGUUUCGGCAUUCUGGACGGCGAGCCUUACUGGCUGGUGAAGAACUCGUGGUCCACCUACUGGGGUAACGCCGGCUACGUCCUCAUGUCGAUGAAGGGCAACAACUGCGGCGUGGCCACGGCCGCCACCUACGUCAACUUCUGAUCGCGAGCACAGCCAGCCGCUCACGGACGCGCUGAUUGGCUGGUGGCGCCGUCUGCCGUCCUGUGAUUGGUCAGUCCGCCGCGGCCCGGCUGUCGCCACUGGGGUGUCCGGGGACCCUUGGGAGGUGAGUGGCGCCUCACUCGCGCGGUGCCUUUGUCCUCAGUGACGGGAGAUGGGUCGAAAGUCCAUGUAUAAGCGUAUGCCAGGUGCGAAAUAGCGUAACUCCAUUGGUGGCCAAAGAGGAAAUAAGCCGCCUCAUGCUACUCAAUGAUGUAUUUUACAAUAUGGUGUAUGCUCCCAACUGAUAUUGCAGAUGUAGCUCGUGUUAAAACCGUUACUGUUUACCGUGCCUUGGGAUUUAGGUGCCAACACAUCAGGGUCUUUCACAAGGACAUAUACUCCAGGGCAUUUCUCCUAUUGUAGCGCGCCACGGUGUGUUUAUGGAUUUUUGAUUUUGCAUUAUAAAACGAAUACAGUGUUUGACACUA
Molecule: messenger RNA, 2586 nt
Organism: Amphibalanus amphitrite
Lineage: Eukaryota; Metazoa; Arthropoda; Thecostraca; Balanomorpha; Balanidae
Product: digestive cysteine proteinase 2-like
Exons: 13
Coding region: 473-2098 (541 amino acids)
Biological process (GO): immune response
Cellular component (GO): lysosome
Molecular function (GO): cysteine-type endopeptidase activity
Source: RefSeq, a predicted model, not a curated record